This is a messenger RNA of Myripristis murdjan (pinecone soldierfish), 3815 nucleotides long. It is a transcript of the gene inka2, whose product is annotated as inka box actin regulator 2. Lineage: Eukaryota; Metazoa; Chordata; Actinopteri; Holocentriformes; Holocentridae. The coding region runs from base 363 to 1700 and encodes 445 amino acids. The record is from RefSeq and is a predicted model, not a curated record. The transcript has 2 exons. Gene Ontology annotation, molecular function: protein serine/threonine kinase inhibitor activity; protein kinase binding. Gene Ontology annotation, cellular component: nucleus.
UGCAAUCUUCCAGCAGAAACCCCAGCAGCGGCCAGGGAGAGAUACCGACGGACUGACAACGUCGGUGCAUCCCAGACACGGACCUCAUUAUUAUUUCUUGGAGUAAACAAAUUUCCAUAAUCAGGAGUUUUCAUUGCAGGAUUCGCGUCACAGGACCAGACGCGCACAUUCCUGAGCAGGAUUUGCGCAUUUCCAAUCACAACUUGUUUUUUUUUUCUCUCUCUCUCUCUCCCUUUUCUCUCUGAGAAUGCUGUUUUUUUUUAUUUUCCAGUUUUAUUUAGUGGCCCAUGUGAUAGCUUCUCCUAGGCAUGCCUGAGCGGCGAUUGACGAGGCGUUUCAUUUGAAAUUCCUGCAUUUUCAAAAUGGAACAACAGCUCUCCAAACCAGAACGCAAAAACAUGGAUGCGUGCUUGAGACGUCUGAAGCAAGAACUGCUGUCUAUGAAAGAAGCGGGAGAUGGCCUCCACGCCCAAAUGAAUUCAAUGAUGGGAGCCCUCCAGGAACUCAAGCUCCUUCAGGUUCAGACAGCGCUAGAAAGCCUUGACAUCUCGGGACGGCCCAUUAACCGAGGGCCCCCGCAGCCUGUUCCAUCAGCACCUCCCGUUGCAGCGGCAGCAGCAGCCUCAAGUGAAACCCACGUGUCUUGCUUUAGCCAGACCAUGCCUGAGGAAUGCAGCUCCAGCCCGAGUCCCGUCCCAAGUCCUGGGCCAUCUCUGGAUAGCAGAGCCAGCACCAGUCGAGAUGACCGGAGCCAGUCCCAACACAGAAGUAGCCUGGGAACCUCAUCCUCUUCUACUUCCAGCCUGGAGAGUGAAAGUGAGAGAAGUGAGAGAAGUGAGAGAAGCGCAAGAAGCGAGAACAUCCUUGAGUCAAUACCCAGGAGGUGGUCAGGAUACACAGCCCCCCAGGUGAACUUCUGUGGGCCGAUGGUGGAUAACCCUCCACCGGAGCCCAAUCCACUGGCUGCCCGCCGUGCCCAGGUGGUCGAUCUGCCUGGCAUCCUGUACAGCCUCUCCAGAGAGGGUCCUUCAUUAGACAGUGACUACUCCCAGGACAGCAUGGACGACGCCAGCGACUGGACCUCCUCACUUAUGAGCCGCAGCCGCAACCGGCAGCCCUUAGUACUCGGGGACAAUGUCUUCGCCGACCUGGUGGGCAACUGGCUAGAUCUGCCUGAGCUAGAGAGGGAAGAGGAAGAGGAGGAGGAGAAGAGAAAGAGGAGAGGGGAAAGGACUGUGGACAGAGGGGCAGAUGGAGGGGCAGAUCGACCAGACACGCCCGCUCACCCACUCCGUCUCAGCCGCUCACAGGAGAUCUGCCGGAAGUUCUCACUAACCACAAACAUCUUCAAGAAGUUUCUGCGCAGCGUGCGGCCCGACAGGGACAAGCUUCUCAAGGAGAGGCCUGGCUGGAUGGCUCCCGAGCUCCCAGAGGGAGACCUCUUCAAAAGGCCCAAGAAACUGGGUCCAAAAACUUCCAAAGGGAGCUUUUACCUGCCGUUCUGGGCAGGUGGACAGCAAAGCAAAGGCAGGCCGUGUCCACAUCUAUCUGAAGCAGAGAGGAAUCACCACCACCUUCCCCAGUUCCACCAGCAGCACCAGCAGCCAUUUCCAGGGAUUUAUUUAGACAGGAGACAGCCAGAGAGCAGGCUGGAGAAAAUGCAUCCCUUGUUUGACUACAACACAGCAGUGUGGGUCUGACAGUGACUCUCGGGCCGAGGCCAUUAGACCGCUACUGCUGCCAAACUGAGUGACAGGUGCUGGGGAUUUGGCUUGGCUGGAGGGGUGUGAAUGAGAGACUGGCAUACAGUUGUCUCCCUAAAAAUGAAGCAAGAGAUGAUGAACUUGACACCACAGCAUUUCCUCCUCCAACUCCAAGAUUAUCAGGGCAACAGUUUGUCUGACAAUCCUAAAACUUAAACGUGUGUAUGUUUGUGUGCCUAGGAGUGUGUCUGAAAGAGAUGAGAGAUUGGGGGAGAGAGAGAGACUUUUGUGAAGAAUUUCUUCUGCCAGGUUUGUAUAAUUGAACUUUCUGUGUGCAUGUAUGAGUGAGCUCCCAGGACUUCAUAACAGAUGGUACUUUCAUACGGACAACUUAUUCGGAAUGUCUCUUAUGAGUUACAUUAUCUUUCAUCAUUACAGUUCUCAAUGAAUCAUCCACUGUGUUCAGUAUUGACUUGUUCACUUCUAUGCUACACACUCUCAUAUAUCACACUUGAUCACUUUGUCUCGUAUCUAUCAAUAGAACACCAACUGUUGGAUUGCUCGGGCACUGUUUUUUAUAAACGACAUUUUGAACAGCUGUUACUGAACGCACUGCCACUAAACACAAGUUCCCUGUUGUUUCAUCAAAGGCGUACACAUUUCUUUGGGCUAACGAAGCCUUGAUUGAACCAGUCAGCCACGUUCACCUUGCUCAGGGAAUGAAUGUUAUACAGGACACUGCCGCAUUUAAACAGAGCUAACAUGUUCAAUAUAGCAAAAAUUUUGCCUCGUCUCAUCUUGCCUAGACUAUACAGCAAUACAGUGCAUGACUAGCUUAUGCCAUUGAAGACUGCGCAUUAAACUUUGAGACUUGUCCCUUGUAGUGCUCGUCAGGGAAGUUGUGCUUGCUGUUGUGCAAGAAAUUCUCUUUUUUUUUCUCUGCACAUCUUGACUCAACUGUUAGUCCUCCUGGGCUGUUGUGUCUUAUGCAGAGAGAGAGAGAGAGAGAACAGGAGGGGUAGAGAUAACACAGGCAGACAGUAGUAACUGACUGCCAUCUGGUACCCGGACAUUAUGUAAAGCUUAUCAGCCACAGGCUUAAAGAACAUGCAGAAUGGGCCCAGUCGAUCCCAAGGCUCUGUGCAUGAACUACAUUGUGAUAAUGGUGCUGCAUAUGUGCACAGGUGAACACAUUACAGGGCUGGGACAGAUGCAUGUGGACGCAAAGACACAUGAUCUCCAUCAGACAGGUGGUUUGAGUUACAGAAGAGACUGUCAUUAUGGGAUUACAGUUUUUGUUUACCUAAAUGUACAGAUCAUUGUACAUAAUUAUCAUCAACCAAACUCAGCAGCAAUAAAAUGGCCAUCUCAUGUCCCAUUGCAUGACUCUGAGAUAAACUUCAUCUUCGUUUUUCUGCACAGAUGAAUAUGUCACUUUACAGUUACAUGAAAGCAACACCGUCACACUUGUACUUAAGACAGGAGUUAAUCUUUGACUUAUCUAUUCUCUUGUAUCAUAAUGAAUACAGUGUUUGUUUUUGUUGUUCUAGUGUUAUUCAUUUCAAGGAGCUCCAUAAUGGUCAAGAACAAACUACAGCUUCCCUCACAAAUCCCCUCAGGUUAACAGAUGAUACUGCCUGCUCUGAUUAUUUGUUCAUAUAGAGGGCCACUGUUAUGCAAGGACAAUCUGAUUCUCUAACUUAUUAUUAUUGUUAAAACAGUUCAUUUCAGUUUGAUGUAAUUCUAGGCCAGUCCCUUUAGCCCACAGGAAUCAGGCCUCAGGUCUUCCCAGCAUCUUGGCCAGCCAAUCCAUAUGGUGUUGUUUCAGUAUUCAGGUCAACACAUCUACACAGAUCAGAAGGUCAAACACACAGAGACCAUAUCUGCUAAGACUGUUGUGCCAUAAGGCACUGUCUGAGAUGUCAUAUCACAGUGUGUAUAUUUAAAUGUAUAUUUUCAUUCUCCCUAUUUACAGCUCCCUAAGUGUAAUUUUGAGCACUGUCGUUGAUAUUAUUAUUCAUCAGGGUUCUGCGAACCUCAAACAGUGAUCCUGUGUCAUGUGCACUGUAAAACUGUCACUGACUCUUUGUAAAUUAAAUCUGUUUUCAGAAA